Monopterus albus (swamp eel) is the source of this 1311-nucleotide messenger RNA. RefSeq names its product canopy FGF signaling regulator 4 (gene cnpy4). Lineage: Eukaryota; Metazoa; Chordata; Actinopteri; Synbranchiformes; Synbranchidae. The record is from RefSeq and is a predicted model, not a curated record. The transcript has 6 exons. The coding region runs from base 119 to 820 and encodes 233 amino acids.
UCGAGUCUGUCGUGAUACAAUACGCAUGCGCAGUUGCAAGUCGCCGUCAAACAUGCUUAUGUGGCUUCUGUGAUGUCAAAGUUUUAGUUUGUUGUUGGUUUGGAGACAAACUGCUGCGAUGAAGCUUUGUAUUGUGGCAUUGCUUUGUGUUUGCAGUUUCAUCAGAGCGGACGAAGACGAGAGACUGCCGAAUAAAUGCGAAGUUUGUAAGAUUCUGACCAUAGAGCUGCAGGAGGCUUUGGAGAAAACUGGCCGUUCCAAAGAAGUCCUGGAGGUUGGAGAGGUGCUGGACAAUGGGAAGAGAAAAAGGAAGAUAAUAUACAACACCUCGGAGACUCGGUUGACUGAGGCACUAGACAACAUAUGUGAGCGCAUCCUGCAGUAUAAUGUUCACGCAGAGAGGCCUGGCAGCCUCCGAUAUGCCAAGGGUGCCAGUCAGACCAUAUCGACUCUGAAGAAUCUGGUUCACAAAGGAGUUAAAGUGGACCUGGGACUGCCAUAUGAGCUCUGGGAUGAACCCUCUGUUGAGGUGUCUGACAUGAAAAAACAGUGUGAGAAAAUGCUGGAGGAGAAUGAGGAGGUGCUGGAGGACUGGUACUUCCACCAUCAGGACCAGAGGCUGGACAACUUCCUCUGUGAAAAGCAUGUCCUCAAAACAUCAGAGCAAGAAUGCCUGAAGGAGGUGUGGAAAGGGGACAUGGGUGAAAAAGGAGGAGCUGAGGAGGCAGCAAGCGACAACACAGCAAAACAGGAAACAAGUGACGAUGCGCAGGAGGAGGAGGAGGAGGAGGAAAAGACACAUGACGCCGGAGAGCUCUGAGAAAACAUUUUCAAAAUGAAGACAACACAAAACCUCAUCCUCAGAUUUUAGCAGGAAACAUGCAAAUUGAUGGGCAGAAGUUAAUAAUUAUGUAUUCAGACUAAUUUUCAGCUGUUCUUGGAGCCAAAUCUGGUACAUACAUGUGGGAGAGAUCACACUGAGAUUAUAGAAUGAGACUAUUUUAGCUUCUGAAUGGAUGAUUUGACAAUUAGAAACAUGCCGUCAACACUGUUUCAGAUGCCAAACCUUGUUCUAGUUUACACAGUGUUGCAGUGGUGUGAGAUGAUACUUUACACAAUUUGGCACUAAGUUAUUUUUACAGAAACUGUCUCAGCUUUUUAUAAACGGUUUCACCUUUUUGAACACACCUAUUUGGAUAAAGGUUGUUACAUCAUGUGUGAAUGCUGUUACAUUUAUACUUAUGCCAACGUUGUUUUGCUUUUUUUAUCCCCAAACUACAGUCUUUAAAUGCAAUAUGUACAGUUGUUUUU